AUGGCUUUCGGAUUAGCAUUUUUGUCUUUUCUGCUUGCGUUACCGUCCGUGUUUGCGCAACUCUCAGGCAGGGUGGGACCUACGACUCCGCUAUCCGCAAAACAAGCGACAAUAUGCAAUGUUCUCAACUUCGGCGGGUCUGUCGGGUCUAGCGACAUCGGACCAGCUAUCGGGAACGCGUUCACGAAUUGUGUGCUGAAGAAUCCUAACGGCUCGACAUUGUAUGUCCCUGCGGGAAACUACAGCAUGCAGACUUGGCAGACACUCAAAGGUGGCUCGAAGUGGGCUUUCCAGAUGGACGGUGUUAUCACUCGUAACAGCACGACGGGUGAGAAUAUGAUCGUCAUCCAGAACGCGAACGACUUCGAGUUCUUCUCGAAUAAUAGCGCGGGAGCAAUUCAAGGAAAUGGCUACCUAGCUCGCAAUGCAGGACCUAGGCUGGUUCGUAUCGUGAAUUCAAACAAUUUCUCGAUGCAUGAUUUGAUCUUGGUCGAUUCUCCUGUGUUUCACCUGGUCAUCCAACAAGGCUCAAACGGGGAGAUCUACAAUAUGGCUAUACGCGGGGCAAACAUCGGUGGAUCAGAUGGGAUCGAUGUCUGGGGCACGAACUACUGGAUCCACGACAUAGAAGUCACUAACCGGGAUGAAUGCGUCACCGUCAAGUCACCUGCGAGCAACAUACUCGUCGAGCGAAUCUGGUGUAAUCAAUCCGGCGGGUCUGCUAUUGGUUCCCUUGGGACAGGCACAGCAAUCCAGGACGUCCUCUAUCGGAACGUCUACACGAACGGCGGGAACCAGAUCUUCAUGAUCAAGUCAAACGGCGGGAACGGAACUGUGAAGAACGUGGUGUUCGACACAUUCUUGAGUCGCGGCACAGCGUAUGGACUAAAUGUGGACCAGUAUUGGAGUGAGCUGGCAGAGCAGGCUGGUGAUGGCGUGCAGCUGCGUAAUAUCACGUUCAAGAACUGGGAUGGUGCAGUUAUCGAUGGCGUCCGACGCUCGCCAAUACAGUUUCUCUGCGCCGACGGGGCACUCUGCACGGGCAUGACUCUCCAAAAUGUCAGCCUCUGGUCGGACACCAACGCGGCAACCAAUAAGUGCCGUAGCGCGUUCGGUUCGGGUGCGUGCCUCCGCUCCGGGACACCGUCGAGCUAUCCAGCGGUGACAACAACGAUUAGUCGACCUCCUGGCUACUCGACUCCACCUACUCUUUCAGGCGACUUGUCGACAGGAUUUGCAACAAAUUCGUCUAUUCCGAUUCCGACGAUUCCAACGAUGUUCUUUCCUGGUCUCCCGCAGAUCUCGCCACUGGCGAAGAACUCUUAA
Molecule: messenger RNA, 1326 nt
Organism: Fomitiporia mediterranea MF3/22
Lineage: Eukaryota; Fungi; Basidiomycota; Agaricomycetes; Hymenochaetales; Hymenochaetaceae
Exons: 8
Coding region: 1-1326 (441 amino acids)
Biological process (GO): carbohydrate metabolic process
Molecular function (GO): polygalacturonase activity
Source: RefSeq, a predicted model, not a curated record